AUGGUCAUCUACACUGUAGCAAAACGCGCUACCGGAUUUUCAAUACCAGAAAGAAUGAAAAGAAAAGAGGAAAACAAACAAACAAACAAGAGACGCCCUGUUCCCUGCACCGUACCGAGUGCUGCCUUAGUGGAUAUAUCGCUAUCAGAACCUUUCCCAUUCAAUAAUAUCCCAUCCAAUGCAAUGCAAUCCCUUUCCGUUCAAAUGAAAAAUCCUAUGCUCCAAUCCUCCCGAAUGCAAAAUGUGACGCGGGGCGACCGCUCCAGUAUCUUCCGUGCUCCAACAUUCCCUGCCUUUCCGGAAUAG
Messenger RNA from Fusarium venenatum, 306 nucleotides. Lineage: Eukaryota; Fungi; Ascomycota; Sordariomycetes; Hypocreales; Nectriaceae. The record is from RefSeq and is a predicted model, not a curated record.